Messenger RNA from Macrosiphum euphorbiae (potato aphid), 1422 nucleotides. The record is from the annotation of a GenBank genome assembly. NCBI's taxonomy places the organism in Eukaryota, Metazoa, Arthropoda, Insecta, Hemiptera, Aphididae.
AUGGAUGAUAGUGUUGAAGACAAAAUAAUAUAUCAAGUUUAUUUGACACAUAUGAAGUUACUAUCAUCAAAACUGACAUCAGCUAAGAACAAAGUUAACUCUUUUAACAACAUGUGGAAAUAUAUGCAAUUUUAUUUUACCAAACCAGAAGUAAUAUUUUUUUUAGCAUUAAUACUUUGUUUACUCUUUUUCUCCGGUAAUUUAUUUCAAAGCACAAAUGGAUUUUUAAAAAAAAUUAAUCGAAGUCUGUCAUUCAUUGGUUUUAAUGAUUUUCAACAAUUAAUGGUUGAUGAAAAAGAUGCACUUAGUAAAAACUGGAAAUUUGAUGGUAAAAAUGUUGCUCUAUAUGCUAUCAAAGGUCGACGAUCACAAAUGGAAGAUAGAUAUGUCAUAAAAACUAAUAUUAUGAACACUGGUAUAUCAUUAUUUGCUAUUUUUGAUGGACAUGGUGGUGAAUUUGCUGCAGAAUAUGCAACUACACAUUUAAUGAAAAAUCUUACAAAUAAAAUUAUUGAAGUAAAAAAAUUGCUUGAUGAAAAAACUGAUGCAACCGAAGACUUGAAAAUAUUUAAUUCAAAUACACCUGAUAAUUUAACACCAAAGAUGAAAACAAAAAUUAUUAAAAUUGAAGAACAUACGCCUACAAAAAUGAAACCUACAAGUUCUGCAGAUGAUAGCGUUAUUAGUCUCAAUAAACAUAAACAAGACCCUCUAAAUUUAAAAAAAGACAUAACUACAUUAAAAAAUGUUGAUGAUGAGAUCAUAAAUCCUUCUUCAUAUUUACAAAAAGAUGGAAAUAUUAAUUUUUCAAAAAUAUUGAUUGAUGAAGUUCUAGCCGCUGACAAACUAUUAAUUGAAGCAGCAAAAUUAACUUAUGAUAUUGCCGGUAGCACAGCACUCAUUGUUUUAGUUGAAGGCACUACAUUGUUUGUUGCAAAUGUUGGAGAUUCAAGAGGUGUUAUGUGUGAUAAGAAAGGAAAUGCUAUACCAUUAUCAUUUGAUCAUAAACCUCAACAAAUGCGAGAAAAGAAACGUAUAGCCGAAGCUGGUGGUUUUAUAUCAUUUAAUGGUGUUUGGAGAGUUGCUGGUGUAUUAGCUACUUCCAGAGCACUUGGAGACUAUCCUUUAAAAGAAAAACAAUUUGUUAUUGCCAAUCCAGAUGUUUUAACAUUUGAUUUAUCGCAUCAUGAUCCACAAUUUAUAAUAUUAGCAUCAGAUGGCUUAUGGGAUACAUUUACAAAUGAAGAAGCUAUAGAGUGUAUUAAAAGACAUAUAGAUGAUUCAUUUUACGGAGCCCAAUACUUAACAAUACAAUCAUUUAAUAGAGGAUCGCUAGACAACAUUACUGUACUAGUCAUUAAAUUUCCACCUAUAUGGAGUAAAGAAUCACAAGUAGUUGAUCAUGGUGGUAGUAAAUAUUAA